This is a messenger RNA of Naegleria lovaniensis, 335 nucleotides long. RefSeq lists its product as uncharacterized. The record is from RefSeq and is a predicted model, not a curated record. NCBI's taxonomy places the organism in Eukaryota, Heterolobosea, Eutetramitea, Acrasida, Naegleriidae. The annotation marks the transcript as partial. The transcript has a single exon.
AUGAAUCUAAGUGGACAAGAAAUUACCAUUGAAAUUUUAGAACAAUUAUUACACUUGAAAACUGGAGAAGCUCCUUCCAAACACAAGAAAAAACAUCCAUCUCUCAAAAAGAAGGAACAAUUAUUUGUGAAGUAUACUUCCAAUCAUUCAUCAGUCGUUGUUUCAAAAACAAGACCUCUUAUCAAACGAUUGAUCAUGAGAGAUUGUAAAAUUUCUGGACAAGUUCUCACAUGGCUCAUUCACCAAAGUGAUACUCUUUAUGAAUCUUUGGAUCUGGUUGGUUGUGUGAAAUGCAGUGAAUGUGAUUCUGGAUUUUUAGAUGCAUUGUGUGUCAU